GAGAGAGAGAGAGAGAGAGAGGCCAACGUCCUAUUCACUAGUUGAGUUCGAGUUUCUUCAAGGCUAUGAUUGACAGAGUCAGCAGAGGUUUAUACUGGCAUGUCCGCAGACUCUCUCGGUUAUUAUUGUAAUACAAAGAUAGUCGGCAUGGCGAGUCAGGAAAGAGCCCAGAGAUUUCAUCAGUCAUCAACAAGCGCAAAAACAACAUAUAUUGGACUCCUGAGGAUUUUAUUUAUUGCUUUCAUUCACGCGUCGCGGGCAAAUAAACAAGCAUUCAUUCAGUCAGACACAAUUCUAGAGGUUCUACAUUUUGGUGAGGGGAGCCUCUUACAGGGAGAUUCUGACAUUGAUUUUAGCUUAUAUCAUCAGCAAAGCACGUCCCCGCACCGUGGGAACUGCCGACCUAUACGUUUUGAACCUCCCAUGCUUGACUUCCAUGAACAGCCUGUUGGAAUGCCAAAAAUGGAGAAAGUUUAUUUACAUAACCCUAGCUCAGAAGAAAUUAGUUUGAUAUCAAUAUCGGCAACAACAGCCCAUUUUCAUGCAUCCUUUUUCCAGAACAGGAUAAUUCCACCAGGAGGAAACACAUCAUUUGAUGUUGUGUUCCUUGCCCGUGUAGUGGGGAAUGUAGAAAACACUUUAUUUAUUAAUACAUCACAUCAUGGAGUGUUUACAUACCAGGUUUUCGGGGUUGGCAUCCCAAACCCCUACAGACUACGGCCCUUCAUAGGGGCCAGAGUCCCAGUCAAUAGCAGCUUCUCACCUCUAAUAAACAUCCACAACCCACACAGUGAACCACUGCAGGUUGUGGAGAUGUACUCCAGUGGUGGGGAUUUACAUCUAGAGCUACCCACAGGCCAACAAGGAGGCACUGGAAAAUUAUGGGAGAUUCCCCCAUUUGAGACCAAGGGGGUAAUGAGAGCAAGCUUCUCAUCAAGAGAUGCAGACAACCACACAGCUUUCAUCAGAAUCAAAACAAAUGCACCCAACGAAGACCAGUUCAUCAUCCUUCCUGUAGAGGUGGAGGUCACAUCAGCCCCUGGUAUAUACUCCUCCACAGAGAUGCUUGACUUUGGUACGCUACGCUCUCAAGAUCGUCCAAAACAGCUGAAUCUACACCUGUUAAAUUCAGGAACGAAAGAUGUUCCAAUCACGAGUGUACGGACAACGCCAUCAAAUGAAGCAGUCACAAUAGAUUUCAAAGCAAUCACGCUCAAAGCUGGAGAGAGUAGAUAUACCAAAGUUGCAAGCAUUAGUUUUGAUGCUUCAAAAGCACGAAGACCGUACCAGUUUUCUGGUAAAAUAACUGUCAAAGCAAAAGAAAAAAGCUACUCAAAGCUUGAAAUUCCAUACCAAGCAGAGGUUUUAGAAGGGUACCUGGGCUUUGACCACACAGCGACCUUGUUCCACAUCAGGGACAGCCCUGUCGACCCAGUUGAAAGACCCAUAUUUCUCACAAACACCUUCAACUUUGCUAUCAGAAUACAUAAUGUGUCCCUGCCUGAAGAAGCCAAAACCAUGUUUAAUGUGCAGAACUUAAGUAUACCCAUCCUUAUCCCCCCACAUGAGUCACGAUACAUAUUCUCCCUCCUCUUCCGGCCGGUCCGACCCUCAAUCCACAUCGACAGCAAUAUCCUGCUCAUCACAAAUGCCUCAAAGUUCCACCUGCCUGUCCGGGCAUACACAGGCUUCUUAGAGCCCCUGGUCCUGUCACCCAGUCUGAAGGAGAACCUCCUGGACUUUGGAGUCCGCAGUGCAACAGACACCAGCAGCAUCACAUUUGUGGUGGUCAACAGUAAUCCCAUAGAGCUGGAGAUCAAGUCCUGGCUGGUAACAGGAGACAGUCUUUCCAUGGAGCUUCUGAAAACAGAAAAAGGGAACAGGACUGUGGCUAUGAGUCGCAUUCGAGAGCUGCAGAACACCUCUGCCUCCCAUCACAAAACAGUGAUAUUAGCCUCUGGCUACUAUGCAGCAUUCAGAGUGACACUGGUGGCUAAGGCAUUGGAAGGCACAUACGACGGAGCUGUACACAUAACCACAGAUUAUGAGAUAUUAACCAUCCCAGUGAAAGCUCUCAUUGCAGUGGGGACAUUAAAUAGCUCUCCCAAACACAUCACUCUGCCACCGUCCUUUCCAGGGAAAGUUGUCCACCAGAGUUUCAGCAUACAGAGCUCUUUCUCCCAAAGAGUGAGGCUACAGCAGAUCCGCUCUCUGACUGAAGAUGUACGCUUCUAUUACAAAAGACUCCGCAACAAUAAGGAUGAGCUGGAACCUAGACGCAAAUCUAAGGUGGCAAAUAUUUAUUUUGAUGCCAGUUUGCAUUGUGGUGAUCACUGUUAUGUGGGGCUGCCAUUUGUCCUUAAAUCGGAGUCCAAGCCUCAUGGUCUGGCCUUGCAGGAGGAUAUUUGGGAUGCUGAUGUGGAUCUGCACCAAAAACUUUUGAAACGAUGGAAAGACCUCAAGGAACGCUCAGGCCACCAGGUCGAAGCCAUUUUUGAAGUCAACACAGACCUUCAAAAAAAUGUGCAAGCUAAAAUAACAGCACAGUUGACCUGGCCGUCACUGGUCAACUCUUCGCGACGCAUUAUGUUCCCUCUGACCAAUACAAACAGCUCCUCUGAUGAGGAGGUGAUCCUAGAGAACCCUGCCGAUGUCCCUGUUUUUGUCCAAGUUCUCCCCUUGGCUCUGUUACCCAACCCCUCAGUGUUUUCUGGAAAAUUAGCUGACAGGCUACCAUUAGGAAAUUUGUCCAACAUCAACAUAGACACAAAUACAUUGGAAUUCCAAGUCCACAGAAAUCAAACAUCCCUAAUGAAGAGCAGUACAGGGUUUGUAGAGGGAUCAACUAGACCCUUUGUGUACAAUCUCCUCCUCCUCCCUGGAGAGGUCAAGUCCUUCAGUGUGAGGUUCACUCCAGUCACCAACCACAGUGUCUCUUCCCUUCUCAUAGUCAGGAAUAACUUGACUGUGAUCGACACAAUCAUACUACAAGGCCGGGGAACAACAGAGAGCCUGAAAGUUGCAGGGAAGCCUCCAGGACAAGGGAGCUCGCUGAGGUUUAAGAUGACCGAGGCCUUGUUAAAAGACUGCACAGAGAAGACAAAAGUCAAGGAGCCAAACUUCACUCUCAGACGAACAUUCAGAGUGGAAAAUACAGGCUUGCUCCCAAUCAACAUCAGAACAGCAGAAAUCAAUGGACAACCUUGUGAAGGAUAUGGAUUCAAAGUUCUCAGCUGUCAAGAAUUUGCACUUAAGCCAAAUGCUUCAAAAGACCUUGUCAUACUGUUUACACCCGAUUUCACUUCAUCUCGAGUGAUCCGGGAGCUGAAAUUGGUGACGUGUGGAGGCUCUGAGUUUGUGUUUGUCCUGAAUGCCUCUUUACCCUACCACAUGUUAGCUGCAUGUGCAGAGACUUUGCCCAGACCAAGCUGGGAGCUUGAGCUCUACAUCAUAGUCUCUCUAAUUAUGAGCUCCAUGUUCCUGUUGGUAAUUGCCACAGCAUACCUGGAGGCUCAAGGCAUAUGGGAGCCUUUCAGAAGACGCCUGUUUGUGGAAUCCAACUCUACCUUGGAGACUGGGAGACCAUUUGAUCUCAGGGAAAUAGUGCACAUUCACAGCGAUUCAAACUUGAAUGAUUACAGCGACUCACAUCAGAACUCCAGAGGAUUAUAUGGGUCCAGCAGCGGAGCAUCACGGGUUGGAGGUCGACAGGGUAACAGCCGUACCAUGUUGGACCCAGACAGCCAAGACAGGAGGUCCAGGAUAGGCUUUAACCGCUCAUGUAUGCAUGCUGCUUCCUCUCAGCUGACCAAAGGAAGUACCACCUCAGGCCAAGAAGGCCCUCAGGCUGCAUGCCAGCUAACCAAUCGGAAAGCUCGGAAUGCCAAGCAACAGCAGACGGUAGGCCUCCUGGACCUCCAGAGUCGAGGUUUAGCUGGGUCAUCAUUGCCUCAAAGGGGCCUCUGUACUGAGGAUACAGAAUAUGCCAACCUACUAGGGGCCAUGGACAAUGAUCUUGACCGUCCAGAGUCGCUUAGUGUCGAGGCUUCACAGGAGCAGAGCACUCAAUCAGUACAAAACAAAGUGUUGGAAUCUAAAGGGAAGCUGCGGGGCAAAACAAAAGCCCAGAGGAAGAAGGAGGAGAAAGAGAAAAAAACAAAGGUAAAAACAUCUCAGGGAGAUGAGCUGAAAGAUACCCUGGCUGACAAUGAUGACAGUUCCUCAACCACAACAGAGACAUCCAAUCCAGAUGUGGAGGCUAGCAUCAAAGAGGAACCAGUGAAGAAGAAAGGAAGGACAGUUACCACAGGAAAGGGCAAAGAGGACACUUCAAAUUUCCUAAUAAAAUCCAAAAACAAGAAACAAGGAACCAUAAAGAAAGAGAACCAAGUAGAAAAAUCCAGUUCUCUUGAGCUGCCAUAUGUAACACCCUUGGAGAACAAACAACGCAAGAGCUUCACAUCCAAGACUCUUCACCCUCUUACAAACAUCCCAAAGACAAGAACCCUGCAGAAACAGAGAUUGCCUGGAAAACUUGAAGAUGGGCGUCCCUCUUUGUUGGUUAAGUUGUUGUCCAGUGGCUCUGUCCCAGAACUGGGCCAUAGCAGCAGCUCAGAGGGCGAGAAGGAGUUUGCUUCUCCAGAGUGGGACCUACCUCUCCCCAAAAACAGCAUCCAACCAGAUAGUCUUCAGCAGAUCUCCAUCCAGACAAUGAAUGCAGACCCCUUCCUGAAGAGAUCUGUUUCAGCCAGGACCUGCUCCCCCCCACCAUCUUCCCCUGGCUUAGUGUCCCGAGGCACCUACAGUAGUGUACUCAACACCAGCAGUGAGGGAAAUUUGAAGAAGGCCCCAGGAAACAAGCUGUCUGUAGCCACUUCACUCCCGGGCAAAAAUGGGAAUCCCACAUUUGCCGCUGUGGCUGCUGGUUAUGACAGAAGCCCAGGUGGCACUGGUUCAAGUAAAACAGAGAACCAAGGGAAGACUCUGUCACACAUGACAUCAGUGGAGAGUGACAGCUCUGACAGCUCUGGAUUAUGGAGUCCCAUUGAUACAGCUAAUGGUCCAAACUUCAGUUCUGCCAACUCGUUCUCUGCAUUUGGACCCAACAAUUCUUUCAAUCUGACACGAGUUUUUAGAGGUAUCAAUUUCCCAAAAUCUUCGGAGCCUCAGCAAAGCUGGCCUGAGUUCAACGCUGUAUCCCCCUCCAUUUGGGACGUUCCAAGCAGUGACAGUCUGCACUCCUGGCCCAGUAGCUCUGGCUCACCGACUGCACCAACUGCAUCAAUCUUGGGAAACUCACGCAGUCCAUGGUCCACAACUACACCGUUUAGCAGCUCCAUUUGGUCCACAAGUGGAGACUCAGCCUUGCACUCCUUUCCUCCAUCUACCAACUCAACAACUCUGACUGAUCUGGUCAGCAGUCCAGCCCCACCCUCACCAGCUCCCACCGAGUUGAGUCGGACCUACAACCCAUGGAGCAUGUGGCGUCCCACUCUGAGCAGACGAAGCGCUGAACCCUGGCCAGACUCUUCUGACAACGGCAACUGAACAGAACAUGACUUCACUUAACAAAAGCACGUCAUGGGUUUGAUGUACUUUGUACGCUAAAGCAAAUGAUUUUUUUUUUUUUUUUUUAAAUCAGUGACUCCCAACCGAAAGCAAUGUCAUAUCAAGUGUAACACAUUUGGUAGCCCAGUGCUUUAGGUUACCAACCCCCUCUUUAGUUCUCUGAAGCUUUUUAUUCAGCCAGGGGCAAAGAUGCAGUCUUUUUGGAUUUGUUUUAACAGGUGCCCUUUAAUUUAAAAAGAAACAAAAAAAAAAAUGAUAGCAUGGUAUGUUAUGCCAAUGCAAACGCAAACAUGUUUCUCUAUUCUAGACAACCCCAUUUGGCAAUGCAGCAUUC
Myripristis murdjan (pinecone soldierfish) is the source of this 5902-nucleotide messenger RNA. RefSeq names its product transmembrane protein 131 (gene tmem131). NCBI's taxonomy places the organism in Eukaryota, Metazoa, Chordata, Actinopteri, Holocentriformes, Holocentridae. The transcript has 41 exons. The record is from RefSeq and is a predicted model, not a curated record. The coding region runs from base 100 to 5547 and encodes 1815 amino acids. Gene Ontology annotation, cellular component: membrane.